This is a messenger RNA of Aspergillus saccharolyticus JOP 1030-1, 1657 nucleotides long. RefSeq names its product FAD dependent oxidoreductase. The coding region runs from base 165 to 1565 and encodes 466 amino acids. Gene Ontology annotation, molecular function: monooxygenase activity; FAD binding. Gene Ontology annotation, biological process: secondary metabolite biosynthetic process. The record is from RefSeq and is a predicted model, not a curated record. The transcript is spliced from 6 exons. NCBI's taxonomy places the organism in Eukaryota, Fungi, Ascomycota, Eurotiomycetes, Eurotiales, Aspergillaceae.
CUUAGCUUCACCCCCAUUUUUGUCACUGGCAGCUCCCCUCCCCUCCACUUUCAGGAUAGCUGAGUAUUUCAACUGACAGUACUUAGCUUAUUUAUCCACUUCCCCAGAGUGCCACCUGAUCUCUUCAAUUCGAUUCACAAGGAACACAAAACAACACCUACAAUAUGGCCCCUCCCAUCCACAUCAAACAACCUCAAACCCGCCCCGAACAAUGUCGCCUUAACAUAAUAAUCAUCGGCGCUGGCCUUGCCGGCCUCGGUACCGCGAUUGCCUGCGCCCUCGCCGGCCACACCGUUCACAUCCUCGAAGCCACAUCGUCGAUCCGCGAAGUCGGCGCCGGCAUCCAAGUCCUCCCCAAUAGCGCACGAGUCCUCACCCACUGGGGUCUGUUGGAGAAGCUCACCCCACACAUGACAGUUCCCCGCCUCUGCAAUUUUCGGGGCUGGAAGGGCGAGGUGAUUAGCAGUUUGGAUUUCCAUGCCUCGGAGGCGCAGUACCCCGGGACGUGGUAUCGGGAUUUUCAUCGCGCGGAUUUGCAGCGGUGUUUGCUGGAGCGGGCGGAGGAGCUGGGAGUGCUGAUGACGUGUGGGGUUCGGGUUGUGGAUGUUGUGCCCUCGGUUGAUCCUGAGGGUGCGUCUGGGGGGGCAGGAGAUACAGCGACGGCGGUCGCAGCGGACGGGCGGGAAUGGAGGGGGGAUUUGGUGAUCAGCGCGGACGGGGUAUUCGGGACCCUGAGCGCGAAGAUGCUGCAGCGAGACGACCCCCCGGUCAAAACCGGGGACCUGGCGUAUCGUCUGCUACUGGAUACGAAGAAGAUGUUGCAGGAUGAGGAGUUGAGGGAUUUCGUCGUCAACCCGCAGGUGAAUUAUUGGUUGGGGCCGGGGAAACAUGCUGUGAAUUACGUCCUCCGUCAAGGCGAACUCUUCAACAUGGUCCUCCUCGUCCCCGAUGACAUCCCUGAAGAAUCCCUCGCCACCACCGUCGAAGGCAACGUCGAGGAAAUGUGCGGCUUGUUUGAAGGCUGGGACCCCAAAAUCCAAAAACUCCUCAAACUGUGCCAGUCCGUGCAGAAAUGGCGGCUGUGUAUCCGCUUCGGGGACUGCGAGUGGGUGCACCCCUCCGGAUCGUGGAUUAUGCUCGGCGAUGCAGUGCAUGCGACACUACCGUACCUGGCUUCAGGGGCCGGCAUGGCAUUCGAAGACGGCGCCGUCCUCGGAGAAUGUCUCUCGCGUCUCCCGUCGGAUCCAGCGGUGGAUAAAUCCUCCCCUGCCUUCCUCGAGGCAAAGCGCCAUGCGCUGGCGGUUUUCGAAAAGUGCCGCAAGCAACGAACGAAGAUGGUGGUGGAGAGAGGGAAUGUGCAGCAGUAUCUGUAUCACUUGGACGACGGGCCGGAGCAGGAGGAGCGAGACCGCAAAAUGCGCAUGGUGCCGACCCCCGAGGGGGAGGCGCUGGCGUGGAGAGAUCCCGGGUUGGCGCCGAAGUUGCUGGGUUAUGACCAUAUUGCUGAUGUGGAUCGGAAUUGGAGUUUGGGUGAGAAGGAGGAUGUGAGGGAGGCGAGGCUGUAGGAGGAAGGAUGAGAUCAGACUGUCUUGUCUUGGCAACCUGUAUACAGGAUAAUAUAUCAAGCAUUUUGGAUAUGUCAGCCACGUGCUGGACG